This is a messenger RNA of Puma concolor (puma), 804 nucleotides long. It is a transcript of the gene OSR1, whose product is annotated as odd-skipped related transcription factor 1. Gene Ontology annotation, cellular component: nucleus. NCBI's taxonomy places the organism in Eukaryota, Metazoa, Chordata, Mammalia, Carnivora, Felidae. Gene Ontology annotation, molecular function: DNA-binding transcription factor activity, RNA polymerase II-specific; RNA polymerase II transcription regulatory region sequence-specific DNA binding. Gene Ontology annotation, biological process: regulation of transcription by RNA polymerase II; urogenital system development; embryo development. The record is from RefSeq and is a predicted model, not a curated record.
AUGGGCAGCAAAACCUUGCCAGCGCCAGUGCCCAUUCAUCCAUCCCUGCAGCUCACCAACUACUCCUUCCUUCAGGCGGUGAAUGGCCUGCCCACGGUGCCCUCGGACCACCUGCCUAAUCUGUACGGUUUCAGCGCACUGCACGCUGUGCACCUGCACCAGUGGACGCUGGGCUACCCUGCCAUGCACUUGCCGCGCUCCUCGUUCUCCAAAGUCCCGGGCGCCGUGUCCAGCCUCGUGGACACACGCUUCCAGCUGCCCGCCUUUCCCUGGUUUCCCCACGUAAUCCAGCCUAAGCCUGAGAUCACCGUUGGAGGCAGUGGCCCCUCUGUGCUCAAGACCAAGCCACGCUUUGAUUUUGCCAACCUGGCCUUAGCUGCCACGCAGGAAGAUCCAUCCAAGCUUGGCCGGGGGGAAGGUCCUGGCUCCCCCACUGGUGGGCUGGGUGCCCUCCUGGAUGUAACCAAGCUGUCCCCGGAAAAGAAGCCCACGAGGGGACGCCUGCCUUCCAAGACCAAGAAGGAGUUCGUCUGCAAGUUCUGUGGCCGCCACUUCACUAAGUCCUACAACCUCCUUAUCCAUGAGCGGACGCACACAGAUGAGCGGCCCUACACGUGUGACAUCUGCCACAAAGCCUUCCGGAGGCAAGACCACCUACGGGACCACAGAUACAUUCACUCCAAAGAGAAGCCUUUCAAGUGUCAAGAGUGUGGGAAAGGAUUCUGCCAGUCCAGGACUCUCGCUGUCCACAAGACGCUACACUCACAGGUGAAGGAGCUCAAAACCUCCAAGAUCAAAUGCUAA